Messenger RNA from Rhagoletis pomonella (apple maggot), 3001 nucleotides. Its product is annotated as esterase B1-like. NCBI's taxonomy places the organism in Eukaryota, Metazoa, Arthropoda, Insecta, Diptera, Tephritidae. The record is from RefSeq and is a predicted model, not a curated record.
UGGGCAGUAAUUCGUUCGAAUCACUAAUGCAUUACAAAUAUUUCACGAACAAUCCGAAAUUAUAUGACACCUUGAGAUUGCAUCCGGAAUACUUGAUGUCACUUGAAGUGCGUGAUAAGUGUGAUUUAUCAACGAAGCAGCAAUUAGCACGAAAACUAAUUCGAUUGCAUUUGGGCGCGAAAGAAUUGUGUGUUGAGCAGGCGUUUGAUGUUAUGCGCAUGAAUUCCUACGAUUUCAUGUAUCAUCCCAUACAUCGUUUUCUGCAAUCACGUCUUGCCAAUGCAACGGCACACACUUACCUCUAUCGCUUUGACUUUGACUCUGCUGAUUUUAAUUUAUUUCGCAUAAAGCAUUGCGGCCAUGGACUGCGCGGUGUUUCGCAUGUAGAUGAACUUUCUUAUAUUUUUUUACUACCCACGUCUUUCAAACUGAAACGCGAUUCGAAAGAAUUUCAGAUGAUCGAAUGCAUGGUGAACUGGAUUACCAAAUUUGCUGCUACCUCAAAUCCAAAUGGGGAAAACAUAAAACCCUUAGUUUGGAUGCCACUGAAACCUGCGGAGCCACGAUACUGUCUUAACAUAAGUGAUAAACUAAGCUUUAUUGAGUGGCCGGAAGCGAAGAUUUGUGCAGAGUGGGAUCACUACUAUAAAGAAGCAGGUUUACGGUUAUUUUAGGAACAUAAGUUUUCUUUUGUUAAAGUAGGAUUAAAUUGAGGAUCCCAUAUGGCCGACAUGUUCUUUAAAUAUUUUUUCGUUUUCAUUACACUUUGUAUCUGCGUUUUUUUUUGGUAGGUUAGGUUAGGUGGCAGCCCCGUAUGACAGAGACUCACAUAGACAAUAAGGAGAUUAUCCUUAGUAAUACCACAUUUUGAACAGCACCCAAUACUUAAUCAAUAAAAACCUCGAGUCGAUUAUCUAUUUACGAAUUCGUCUAAUCUCAGUGCCCUGGAGCUCCUCGGAAGGACCUUGUAAUCGUGCAUAUCCUGGUUUUCUCCCAACGCUCGCUGAGCUGACAUGAGACCCCUCUAUCCAAGAGUGCACCACAAGCGAUCAAUGGUACGUCCGUCCGUUCUUUAUCCGGCGAUAAUGUUUCAUGAAUAACUUUCCUAGCCAAUACGUCAGCCACAUUUUUUCCCGCAAUGUCGCUGUGGUCCGGAAUCCAAAUCAGACGACGCUACCGAGAGGGCAAGCAGACAUUCUUUAACCAAGUUGUUGCGCACCCCCAACGCACUUAAGACCCUGAUAGUCGCUUGGCUAUCAGGAUAAAUGCUCUCCUCCUUGGCUGUCACCGGAUUCCGGAGCAGUGACUGCAUCACCUCCACUUUCGCCUGGAAUACACAGCAGCUGUCCCGAAGCCUGAACUUAGUGCUGAUGGAAAACACACGGUAGAACACCUCACCACCAACCCUGCCGUCCAAUUCGUUCCAUCCGCAAGGAAGUUCACUGCUCUCCCUCUCCAUAAGUUCCGCCAAGUCCAGUCCUCUCUUCAGAGAAUGUGAGCAUUCCAGCCAUUUCAGUGGCGCAGUAAUCUGUGCGAUCAGGGUUGAAAUGCAACCUGUAGCCUUUAUAUGUUUGUCUAGUGUAGCCUUUUCAAGAGAGAGAGAGACCAGACUACGCAAUGGUCCCUUUAUAUCCUAUAAUCCAACGAGACUGAUCGAAUUCGCUGGCACCCGAAACAUGGUAGUCUUUAGAGUCCGAGGUUCCAGCAUAAUAAAUGGACAAAAAUUCUCCAACGCGGUAACCGCUGAUAGUAGAAAAGGAACAGGAAGGCCUGGUCUGCAGCAUAAUCACCAAGUUGCGAAGUUCUCGGCUUAAUUUAUCAUUUCCUAUUGGCUUCACUUGGCACAGAAGAGAAACGAUUGACGUAUUUUAUUGAACUCGCCCAAAUCUCUAAAUAUGUAUUACAUUAUAUAUUAUCUUGCUCAUAAUUAAAGUGCUCUCUUAACAGGCAGACUGGGUAAAUAUUAGUAUGAGCAUUCAAAAAGGUCUUAUCAUAGGCCUGCUUGAGUUAUAAGCUGAUUAUCAACACUACAAAGCUUAGCGAAUGAGUAUAUUUAUUCUUUAGUUUCAUUGCAAAUAGAAACAAUUAACUACAAAGUAGUAAAGUGGAAAGCUUUUUACAAGUUGGCUGACAAUUAACUUGAUAAAACUGGCUAACCCAGUCAAAAACUAGCGUUGUGCUAUUCAUUAGUAAAUUGUUUUGGUGUAAUCCUAGAUAGUAGAAUUUUAUCGAAUUAUCACAUUGAUCAAAGGACCUACAGAGCGUUGAAAAUAUUAACCGGCCUUUGGUAAAACUUGGUGUCUUAUCACCGGAGGCCCUUAAAGCCACCUGUUGGCUUAAAAGAAAUGGGGCUUUAUUGCUAUAGUGGGGAGUGAAGUGGAAAUUGCUAGAGGCAGAAAUGACAUAUCCCAUUUGAGGAUAAGUGACCAUCAGGUCAAGGUGAAGGGAUGGUAGUCGAAAGUUCUAGUUUAAAUCAAAAUAUUCAAAUAAAUACAAACCAAUUUUACAACUUAUCGUUUGGAGAAAAUUAAGCAAAUAUUUUUCUGCUUUAGUUGACGGUAAAUUUUGGGGUAUCUUUGCAGCUAAAUCGAUGGGAAAGCACUACUUCGCUUCAUUUAGUGUGAACACCGGCCGCUUCCCUUUGCUGCGCCUUGCUUUGCUCCGCCCGCUCGGCUUUCUGUGUGGAUGCGCCCAAAGUCAAUAGAGAAUGCCAUAUUUAAAAUGAAGCUUUAUGCAAAAAGAUUUAAUUUGUCAAACAAAUAAUUUAUAUUAAAAGUUUCAUUUCAAAAUAUUUUCUGAUGCAUUUUACUGACUUCUUGAAUGAAAACUGAUUAAAAUAGUUUUCAGUGGCGUUUUCACAAGUAAAUUCAGCACCACUAAGGGAGCUCUAUUGAGACCGAAACAGAUGUGAAACCAAUGGAAAAAGAUUCGAGUUAUUUUGUAGAUGCAUCAGAACUUCCCAACCAAGCGUUUUUAGUUUUUCGUGUGGUUCGGCGCUGUG